UUUUAAAGUUUAAUAGACAUUAAAUACACAGCCAUGAGUUAAAUCACGUUAAUUGUGUAGACCUGUGAAACACAGUGGCGCCAUAAUCCUCCCAUCGCUGUUUGUGCGCAUUUUGCUCUUCCUGUCAGAAGCGUCAGGAACGCUUCUAAACGCAACGCUUCAGACAUGCGCGGAAAGCAAUGACAGAGCAGAACGGGCGUGGUUUGAGUCGACACCUAACCUAAAUACACGCACCAUAACAACAGCCUAACUUUAUAUAGUAUAGUAUUGGUACCAAAACAUAACUCAGUUAUUUAUAAUAAACGAGAAAGCGUACGAGAGUGACAGCAGCGGAUCAAGCAUGUCUAUACACGAUAUAAGAGAUGGAUUUAUUAGCGGCGGUGGAUUGUGCGGUUUGAAGACUGAAACAGAUGACAGCACACCAACAGUGAGAUCCAGAGGUCCCAGUCCGCUCAGUGACAGUAUGGUAGAGGAUCACACAGUUCAUUUUUAUACAACAAUGUCUGAGGCAGACGAUGAUGGUUUCAUACAUGAAGUGUCACAGGAUACAAAGGAGGGGGAGAGUGCCAUUUCAACUGAGACUUUUGGAGCUGAUCUACAGAGGACUCUGGGAGAGAUUCUUGCGUACUGUCAGGUUACAUAUGGAGCCAUUCUGAAACUUGAUGAAAAGUUUGACAUGCUCGAGACUAAAGUAGCAAACAUUCAGAGCCUUCAGCAGAAUCCAACACUUCUUUCAAAGAAGACGUGUGUGUCAGACAGCUUCCAGAGCAGAACUGAAGGCUCCACACCACAACAACUUCACGUUUCCUCUCCACUUCCUUCUCUGAUGCUGUCUCGCGGUCCUGAGGUCAAGACCCCUGAACGGCUUAACCAGAUUCAAUGCCAAAAUACUGAGAGAACCACAAUUACCCAAAGUUCAACACAAGAUCCAUCCCUUAACACGAACAUAACAACGCAACAGCAGGGUCAACUUCAAACCAGCCCAGAAAGCAGUGAUCCAGCUGAACACAUCUGUCCUGCAAAUACCUGUUAUGUGGGUAACUAUGAGAGGAAAGUUUUUCUGCCAAAGUGUGUCGUACAGCGAGCGGGGAAAAUGACGCGACCCAGCGCAGCUGCACGACAUCUGUUACGAAACCUCUUUACAGCUCAUGAACUUUCUCUAAGCAGCACCAACGGAAAUCCAACCAGACGUCUGAAGAGACUCGACCCUAACAAGAUCAGCGCCAUCAGAGAAUGGGCUGUAAAGAGGUUCCCAAAAUUUGACCUUAGUGAGAAAGGCAAAGACUGGAAAAUUUGUCUGUCUGUAAUAAACUCAACGGCACGCUACUUUCGGUUCAUGGCCAAGACACGGAAGCAAAAUAUGAAAUCCGAUGAAACGUUACCACCAGAGACGACAGCCUCAUCUGGACAUACAGCAGAGAUUGAUGUUGAGCUGUCAGACAGUGACACUGAGCAGAUGAACAGGAUUAACUCGCUGUCAAACUAUAACAGCGAUGCUUCCUGUUACAUCUUGGAUGGAAGUUCACCCAGACAAGUGCAUCUCGGGCCGCCUCAUCGUGAAGUAAAGGUUCCCGAGUUUGUCUUGUCUGCUGCACAUCUGCGGACGCGUCCUGAGCUCAUCGCUCGAUAUCUCAUUAAAUUCAUCUUUCCAGAGGACGUACUAGUACGCAGUAACGUCUACGGUGCGCGACAUGGCAUUCAACCCCUCGACCAUAACAAAAUAUCUGCACUUCGAGAGUACCUGUCGGAGCGUUUUCCCUGGAUGAAGCUGGAGGAGGAUGGAAGUGACUGGAAGGUUUGUGUUGGAGCUAUAAACAGCACCAUCCGCAAGUUUCGAUAUGAGCACAAGAUGGGCAUAAAGAGAAAGAAACGCUGAGACACGUCCACUCGAACUGUGAUCAGCUUCGGUUUGGAUGGUUAUUUGUAAUGUGUAGUAUCUCUUUGUGUCAAGAAACACUAUCACAGCGUGUUUUUCUAGGAUGUGUAAAGAUUAUAUUAUUUAAACUUAUUUAUUUUGGUUUGUUAUUAGUCUUUACAAGUCUAUAAAUAUGAAGUUGAAGUAUUUUAGCCAAGACAGCCGGAGCAAGAAAAUUCACUUUUUAUUUGGUAACAGAAAUAUUACAAUUUUAUAGCAGAAAUCUGUACAUAUAGUAGAUAAAAUGUUUUGAAACAGCAACAGCUGUGGAUAAAGAGAGCAGCAGUUAUCUGAGCAUCAUAUCAGAGACGCGUAGAUGUGAUGAGCCAAAUGAACGGAUCUUGAAACUGUAAGUAUUGCACAUGGACUGUGUGUUUGAUUUAACAAAACAAAUCCUUUGAGGUCUGAAUAAACACUGCAUUAUUUCCACUGUCAGCAGCCUGUAAUAAAUCACAGUGACACUGUUUUAUCAAA
This is a messenger RNA of Misgurnus anguillicaudatus (oriental weatherfish), 2389 nucleotides long. RefSeq names its product BEN domain-containing protein 2. NCBI's taxonomy places the organism in Eukaryota, Metazoa, Chordata, Actinopteri, Cypriniformes, Cobitidae. Gene Ontology annotation, molecular function: DNA binding. The record is from RefSeq and is a predicted model, not a curated record.